AUUAUUCUAUGGUCUGAACUCUAAAAUUAAAUUACAGAUUAUUGUCAUAAUUGUUUUCGUGAAAAUGCUGAUAAUUCAAACUUUUUUUUUUUCUGAGAUCAUAUAAUUGUCUAAUAACUCGUUUUAAUCUUAACAUAAGUGGAGUCUUUAGGAACUGUAAUGUUUGAUAAAAUUCAGGAAGUGUAGUAAAAAAAUUGAAAUGGAAGACAUAAAUAAAAGUUCAUCAUCAAGUACUUCUACUAACUCUGAGGAUAAUAACUUGGAGCAACUUAAAUGGCAUUUAGUAGAAUUUUUUAAGUAUUUGAACAAAGUGAAAGGAACAUACACUGUUAAGUCUACUAAAGCGAAACAUGAACUUGCAUUUCUUUUAUUGCAGUUGAAGAAACAACUAUUGCAUUCUUUCUCAUUUUUGAAUGUUCCACUUUGUACCAGAAGACAGGAUUUUCUUUGUGCAAUUUGUUCAAAGAUAAUAGUUAUUGAGCCACUUAAGGAUUUAUGGGAGUGUUUGGAAACUCAUUGUCAUGCGAACUGUUAUGUUGAUGUUUCAAGCUCUGGAAAGCUUCUGAAAGAUAAAAAAGAACCCAAAGGUUUGGAUAGCCAUAGCCAUUUCUUUGAAACUAUUGGGUCUAUUCUAGAAGAAAUCUACUCUAAAGAAGAAACUGAUAGUCAUUCUGAAUCUUCUGCAGAUCAAAUGAGUAUAAAAGAGGAAUCAGAAAGUGCAGAAGAGAAUGAAAAAUCAGAGGUAGCUGAAACUUCUGAUAUGCUUUUUAAUGAACAGUCAAUGAAUGUAUCAUCUAAUUCAAUUAAUGAUUUAUGUAUCAAAUCUCGCUCUUGGUAUCCCAAAAAUUCUUUAUCAGAAAAUACUGACUAUAAAGAGGUUGAUGAAAUUAAUGUUGAGAACAGCUCUGCAACCUUUUCAACUAUUAGUCAGUUAAUACCUAUAAAUAAUCAAAAAACUCCAAAAUCCUUUGAAAUUAAUGAAGAACAUAUUACAUCUGACUCAACACAACACUUCAAAACUAAAGAGUCUCCUGAAAAUAACUUUCGUUUUAAUUUUCAAUCCAAAUAUUCUGCAAGCCAGGAAUCAUUGUUCUAUCCCAAACUUUACCGUAAAUUCGAUUUGGAUGAAGAUCCUAUUCUUCAAAGAACAGGUUCAGAACGUUCAGUAUGUCUUAUUUGUUGUUGUGAACUACUGAAUCAAAAAAGUCCUAGAAAUAUCAUCAGUCAUACUUCAGGAGCCAGACAUUCCCAAACAUUUCAAUCUGCUAAAAUGAGAUCAAUCGUUAAAAAUUACCAUGAUACAUUUUUAAGUUUAGAUAAAGAAUAUCAGAGUCAUCAAAUAUACUUUGCUACUGAUGACCAAGGAUUUUUACUAAGAUGUGUUGUGUGUUUAAAAUAUGUAAGAUGUGGUGAUGUACAAGCUCAUAUUUUGAGUGAACUCCAUAAAAAAAAAUUAAUUCAGUUAAGUGCAGAAAAUAAGAUGCACUCACUCUUUUACUUUUUGAAAAAACAUGUUGAAAAUUAUGGAAUCAAACUGGAGAUAUCCAAGGAUGUGAAUGAAACUGAAAUUAAUGAAAAGCCAAAACGUCCCAAUUUCUUACGACAUAUGAUAGUACCAUCUAUUGACAACACUGAUCCUUCUUGGAAGAAAUACAUACCAGGAAGAUUUAGUAAACACUUGAAAUAUCUACAAGUUAUAGGCAAUAUUAUUAGGUGCACUGUUUGUGAGAAAGGAAAUGAGAUUUGCAAUUGGAAGAAUAUUCGGCUACAUUUAAUUCAACCCUCUCAUUUAGAAUCCACUAAAACUCAAACAAUAAAUUACAUAUAUCACUGUGAUGUUUGUGAUAAAAGGUUUCAUGAUGAACUCACAUGGAUUACCCAUUUUACUGAUGAAUACGAAAGACAUAAGGAAGCUACAGAAUCAAAGAGCAAUGACGAACAUUUAGAAUAUGAAUGUUCGACCUGUAAAUUUGUUCUUUUUGGUGAUUCUGAAGCAGUUAAAAAACAUAAACAAAGUGUACCAAGAAGAAUAGAAAGGAAGAAAAAUCAAACAAUUACGUUGAACAAAGAAGUAAAAGAAUUUUUUUCCACUAAAACUACAAUUAGAGAAAAUGGAGAGAAAUUAUUGAAAGAUGCAGAGGAUGUAGUUUCAAAAACUGAUAUCGUUCUUAAAAUUUGUGAAGAUUUAGAGGAUGCAUUGAAACCUAAAUAUAACUCUUGUAAAGCUUACCCAUUUGGAUCCAGAGUAUCAGGACUGGGAGGUAGUCAAAGUGACUUGGACAUAUUCAUUGAUAUUGGGUCAAUGUACAAUGGUAAUCAGAAUCAGGAUGAACAAAACCAAUUCUUGAUCAUUACACAAGUUCUGUAUUUGGUCAGAAAAAAGAAAGAAUUUUACCAAAUCAACUCAAGACCAACAGCCAGAACACCCAUAAUACAAUUAAAACAUAGACCAACAGAUUUGGAGUGUGAUAUAUCUUUUGUACAUGGGCUCAGUGUUGAGAAUACGAAAUUUUUAAGAUAUUGCUUUGAAUUGCAACCAGCCUCGCAAAAACUUAUUCUUUUAUUGAAAAAAUGGUCACAUUUGUGUGGUCUCAAUGAGAACAUCACAACUUAUGCCUUAGCUAUGUUAGGCAUAUUUUACUUGCAAAAGUCAAACUAUCUCCUAUCAGUACAAACUCUGAAAGAAUUGAAUAGAAUUAACAUGACCAUAAUUGGGUGGGAAACAAUUGACUAUGUGGUUCCAAAAGAAGAUAUUCUCAAACGUAUAAAAAUAUUUGAUGGCGAUAUUGUUGAACUUCUAAUUGGAUUCUUUAAGUUUUAUUCAGAUUUCAACUAUAAGAUAAAGGUCAUAUGUCCAUUGCUAGGAACAGAAAUAACUAAGGACUCAUUUUCAAUAGAUCCCAAAGGUAGUGCUCUUCCAAGACAAAUGAGUAGUUAUGUUAAAAAAAUCAGCAAUGAAAGUUUUCCAGAGUAUUUUAGAUGUCUAUCUCAUUUUUGUGUACAAGAUCCUUUUGAUUUAAGUCACAAUCUGACUAAGGCAUGUAGUGGUGUAUUAUUGAAUAAAUUUGUGAAAUUAUGUGAUUUAACUCAUUCUAUGUUGACUAAACUUUCAGAUUGAAGUAUAGAUAGUAAAAAUGGCAGUAGUGUAAUUUGGUCCUGCUUAAAGUUGAAAUGUAUUCAAUAAAUGUUUUUUUUAUAACUAA
Messenger RNA from Harmonia axyridis, 3203 nucleotides. RefSeq lists its product as uncharacterized. Gene Ontology annotation, molecular function: poly(A) RNA polymerase activity. The coding region runs from base 200 to 3118 and encodes 972 amino acids. NCBI's taxonomy places the organism in Eukaryota, Metazoa, Arthropoda, Insecta, Coleoptera, Coccinellidae. Gene Ontology annotation, biological process: mitochondrial mRNA polyadenylation; mRNA 3'-end processing. The record is from RefSeq and is a predicted model, not a curated record. The transcript has 8 exons.